Messenger RNA from Sinocyclocheilus anshuiensis, 4146 nucleotides. RefSeq lists its product as uncharacterized. The transcript has 7 exons. The record is from RefSeq and is a predicted model, not a curated record. Bases 325 to 3681 code for a protein of 1118 amino acids. NCBI's taxonomy places the organism in Eukaryota, Metazoa, Chordata, Actinopteri, Cypriniformes, Cyprinidae. Gene Ontology annotation, biological process: negative regulation of DNA-templated transcription.
UAUUUUUUUACCUUUGUCAAGGCGCCGAUAGAAAGAAAGGCUGCAACGGGAAGCGACCCGACUGCAGUGUCCUGAGACUGAGCUUAAGGAAAGUUAGGUGCAUUUACCAGGUCAACUACUCUUGGUUUUUCAGAAAAAUGGACAGUUUGAAUCAAGCACUGCAUGCAAAAUCCAUCUAAACAGAAAGACCUUGAGAGAUUCCUUCACAUAAAUUAAAGAUGUGACCACACAGAUAACCCUGUUUAGAUCAGGUUUUGCCAAGCCUAAGAAGACUUACUCCAGCGGCUGACAUUAGUAUAAUGAUGGUGUAACCAAACAGGAGCCAUGUCCAGCAAGACUUCCUCUAAACGUCGUUAUCAACCAGCAGCAGAGUUUGAUGAUGCCACUAUCGCCCGCAAAAGGGAAUAUUGGAGGAGUAAGAAAAGAGAGCAGAGGGCGAGAAAGUCAUCUACCAAAAAGAAGAUUGGAAAUGAAAAUCUGGGGUUGCGCAUGUCUGUUGUUAGUGAAGCCAGCAAUGAUCCCUCUCUACAUAAUCAUAAUGUUUCAUUCAAACGGGAAGAUGCUGAUGCUCCUAAAAACUCCUUCAGCUCAGGUCUAUCAGUAUCUGAGACUAAUAUUACUAUGGUGCCAUGCCAAAAAGUGAGAUGGUUUCAAAGGACCAAGCUCAACCAUGCCUUACCUCAGUACCCAGAAACAAGCACAAAUUCCCUGAAGGGUGUAAUGGGCAAUAAAAAAAUAAAGCCCUCAGAUACAGGGUCAUCAAAAACAAAUGCUUCAACAGUUGAAUAUCUCUGCCCUACAGUCCAUUCGGUGCCUACAACAUGCAUCGAGUUGCAUCCAAACAGUACUCAUGCUCAAAAAACAAAAUCAGGAAUGUCAUCCCUAAAUGGCAAGCACUUAACAACAUCUUUGCAAAGCCAUGUAUCCAUGGUUUUACCAGUGCACAGAAACCAAAAUAAGCCUCAGAACUCACUUGGACCCUUGACCUCUGCAGAAUGUAAGGUUCAUGAAAACCAGAAUCCUAUCACUAAGAGAAGAACAUGUGCCUUUGCUUCAGAGCACAACACGGGAGUGGCUAUGACUGAAGAAGAGAUGGUUGCUAAGCGUAGAGAGAACUGGCGUAUCAAAAAGCGGGAACAGAGAGCAAAGCGUGCUGCAAAGCUGGCCCGGGACCAAGAAGGGAGUCUCGGACAAGGACAACCUUUAUCUGUUGGUAUCAUGCAUGCUUCGUCUCCUACUUACAGUAAGACCUUGAGAGGAAUCAGCCUCAACUCAAAUCUUGUAUCCCUCAAUCAAUCGCUGGGAGCAAAAUUUAACGGUUCUCGAACAACACAACUACAUGUUCAGAGUACUAAACCAAACCAUGCAUCCUUAACCUCUGGUAUUUUGCAGUCAUCCUCAAGUAAAUCCAAAGUACAGAAAUGUGCACAUACUCAAAAGAGACGUUGUCAAAACCAAAUGAGGAAAUCCACCCUUGGUGCUUCCAAAGUUGAGUCUCCCGAGGAUCGCCAUGCCAGGCAGAAAGAAUACUGGAGAAUUAAGAAACGUGAGCAGAGAGCAAGGCUGUCUAUGGCAUUAAAAGCACGACUGAAGGAACGUGACGCACUAAAGCAUCAUGGGAGACACUCCUACAACAGUUUCAACCAGGCGUGUGGAGUUGAAGUGAGCAAAGCAAGUGCAUUUGCAGUUUCCUCAGAUACCAUUGGUGGUUUUAUCAAAGAAGAUGGCACGGUGACAGUCACCAUUUCGAAGACAUCUCCCAAGGCUUCCCUACCUGCAAGUCAAGACAUUUCCAAUGUGAAAUGCAUUGGAAAGGUAAAACUCCAGGUUCAAGUAAAUUCUCCCCUAUAUUCAGAUGCUCCACCAGUCACAAAGCUAGAUUCCGCUCCAUGCAACAUUUCUAGUAACUGUACUAAUGCUCACCAAAACUCUCUAGUAAAGUCUAGGUUAACCAGAGGUGCAGUUAUGGGCAGUAUGACAGUCACCAUCCAGUCUGAAACCCCAACAGAAGAAGGAAGGGUCGCCCGUUUGAGGGAGUAUUGGAGGAUAAAGAAACGAGAGCAAAGGGCUAGUCAAGCUGCCCGACUUGGGAAUGGUCUGCUUAGGUCGAAGGUUUCUGUGUUAAAGCAGAGAGAGCAAAACAAGAAGUCAAACCAUAGGCAGAGUAUUACUUCAUCUAUCACCACAACAGUUUGUCACUCCUCUACCAGUGCCCCAAUACCUAUAAAAGAAGAGCAUGUCUAUCCCACUAUACAAGCUGUGUUUUCCAUCCCAGAAAUUACUCCCUGCAUCAGUGUUAAUAGCAGCAAACCUUCACCCUGUGCAUCCUUAGAAUCACACAUUGAGCCUUCAACAGCUGUGGACCAUCAUGCCACCACUCUUCAGGCUGUUGCCUCCAUGAAAAAGCUCCUGGAGGAAUCGGUUUACACACCAGAAGAAAAUAAUGCCAACGAAAUGCAUGUAAAGUGUGAAAAUGAGCCUCUUCCGUUGACUAAAGAUGACCUUUUUACAUCUGAAGAUGCAAAGCCAAGUCUUACCUUACAACAAAACGUCUUGUUACAGUGUGACCUCUCAAAAGACACAAGCCUUAAAGAUAUCAAAUUGAGUCCUCAGGCAUCAACUUUUGAAAACACCAGUCGUUAUAAGACUCAUAACGUCUGUCAAGAGGCUACAGAUGGAAGUCAUGCCAUUUCUCCAGUGGCUCAGCAACCUCAGAAGUUCAGUGAUGAUGGAGCAGAUCCCAAGCAGGUCUGCCCUUCACAGGCCUUGCAAAAGCAGCAGCUUGGUGAAAGUGAUGAGCUUCAACGAAAGAGAGAGUACUGGCGGUUAAAGAAGAGACAACAGCGGGCUAGAAAAGCCAACAAAGAUGCAACCAAACAUGCAGUUCUUCGUAAUCUGCCACAGAAGAAAACACGAAGCACAACUCUCAUGCAAGCCAUGUCCCAGGACACUUCCACAUGCAGACAGAUCCCCAUUCAGAAAAAAACAAGCAGGUGCACCAAGCCUUCUGGUCCACAAACACAACCUACAGAUAAAUCAAGAUGUGAUAGAAGCCUAAUAGUGGCAACGCCAAAUCCACAAGAAGAUCCAGAGGAGGUUAUACGUAGAAGACGCAUGCAGUGGAGGAUCAAGAAACAGGAGCAGAGAGCUAGAAAGGCAGCACGUGAGAGAAAGCUAUGCCAGAUGAUGGUCCCUCCACAAGGCCAGGAUUUACAGAGUCAGAACUCUGCCAGUCUCUGCUCAGCAGUAGUUCAGAGUGUAACUUUAGAAGACCAACUUGGCUACUUUGCUGAACCAUGUCAACCUGCACUCAAAGAGGAGUCAAGCUUUGCACCAAAUGAUGCAAUGGAGGGACCUUUAUCACAGGCAGAGUGGAGAAAUGUCUACCUCAUGGACUUUGAUCCUGUCAACCCGUUGUUGGUGUGUAUGGUUUGUGGAGAGCAGCAGUACUCUGUGAGUGUGGAAGGCGUCAAGGCUCACAUUGAGGAGGCGCAUCCUGAUACACUAUCAUUGGGAGACCUUGAACAACAAGGCAUUCUCGAUGCCUGGGAUAAACAGGUGGCAGUCCGAGAGCACUUCAUCACCCACCAGCUUCAACAGCGAUGCAGAGCUUCUACAGAACGGAAUUUAACCUGCCCGGUCAAAAUUGAAGCUAAGGUCAAGGCCGAAGACUUUGAGUGAACUGAUGGGUGACUGACAGACAAUACCCGUCUUGUUCUGAUGGCCAUCUAGUUGAUGAGGUCUUCGCAGGGGAUCUGUCUCUGUGGCUCAUCUAGUUGACGUGGUCUCCGCUGACGUUCACUAAAACCUAACUUCAUGUCUUAAUGAUUUAAGAUUCUGUUUUCUUACAUUUUCUUUGUAAGUUCCAUCAGUCACGUAAGAGAUCAAUAUCAAAAUGUUGAUUCACCCUUUUUUCACUACUGAGCCUCAUUAACUGUACGUUUAAAUUCUGGUAAUACUCCAAACAGUGCAUUUACAGAACCUGUAAAUCAGGUUACAAAAUAAGAUCCAUCUAUAAAAACGUUAACACACACAACAACUGGCAUGUUAUCCUGUAAUCUAAAGAACUGCAUUUUGAUCUUGUAUUUUCAGUAUUUAUUUCUGUACAGUUUAUGCACUUUUCAAAACGUUUUGCAAUAAAUUUUC